CAGGAAAUUGAAUCGCCAACAUCACAACGGACCAAAUGUCGAAGGCUUGCAAUCCAUGGUGAACAUGAUAACCUGUAUGUUUUUCUAAAGCCGUAUGCCCCCUAUUUACGCUCCCUUUUAUUUUUCAACAUACGGGAUUCAAAAUUCGACUUUGUUUUCAAGGAUUUCAAGUUGCUCAGGGUCCUAGAUGGUGUUCCCUUUCCAUCUCGAGCACUAAGUGUUGUAGGAAACCUAAUUCAACUGAGGUGUCUAGGAGUAUUAAUGAGAACAGAUAUGUGGAAACCCGAUCUGCCUCGAUCAAUUGGAAAACUGAAGAAUCUACAGACACUCGAAGUAACAAAUUUCAUACAUCAGCCGUGUUUUCCUGAUGUUAUUUGGAAGUCGAAGAAUUUGAGACAUUUGGUGGUCGUCAGUCCACCUGCUGUAAUGAAUUCUAGAUUGGUUUUCUUAAACAAUUUAAGGACCCUAAAAGGGGUAACGGGUGGAGGAUGGACAUAUGGCCGUUUAGCCAGCUUGACUAAUCUGCGACGACUGAAAAUAGUACAAUUAGUGGGAGAAGAAUUCAACUCAGUGGUUUCCAACAUAGAGAGAUUGCACUGCCUUGAAUCCUUGUCGCUGGAUUUUCUUUUUUGCAAUUCUACAUUGCCAACAGCCAUAAGCCUUUCUCAUUUGGAGCAUCUCCACAAGCUCCAUUUGAAAGGGAAAAUAAAGAAGCUACCUGAUCCACACCAAUUCCCACCGAACCUCAUCAAGCUAAGUCUUUUUCAUUCCGAUCUCGAGGAAGAUUCAAUAGUUAAGCUUGGGAGGUUGCCAAACCUAAAGAUGCUUCUCUUGGGAUACGAUUCAUACAAGUGGAGAAAACUGGUUUGCUCCUCCUCGGAAGGGUUUCCUCAGUUGCACAUUCUACAUCUACAAAAUUUAGAUGAAUUGGAGGAGUUGAUAGUGGAAGAAGAGGCAAUGAUGAAGCUCAAGAAUCUAAAGAUAGACCGCUGUCCAAGUUUGUGGAGGAUUCCAGAACGAUUUAAGUUAUUGACUACAAACUCUUGAAGGAAGGGGAUUUAUAUUGGCUGGUCUGCCUUAUUUCUUUAAAUUUCUCCCUGUCCGCUGGUCUGUCUAUUUCCUCCGGUUCUACUAGCUAUUUGGGUUAUUUUGCAGGCUGUUUGUUUGGCUUUUCCUAAUAAAAGUUUGUUGUUCGUCGAGUGUUAAUUUCUGAAAGAAAAUACUACGUAAUUGAGUUGA
This is a messenger RNA of Prunus avium (sweet cherry), 1239 nucleotides long. The record is from RefSeq and is a predicted model, not a curated record. NCBI's taxonomy places the organism in Eukaryota, Viridiplantae, Streptophyta, Magnoliopsida, Rosales, Rosaceae.